Symbiodinium natans is the source of this 369-nucleotide messenger RNA. The record is from the annotation of a GenBank genome assembly. Lineage: Eukaryota; Dinophyceae; Suessiales; Symbiodiniaceae.
CGAGGCAAAGCCGAGGACCAUGAAGAUGUGUCCGGCACGGAGCGAGGCAAAGCCGAGGACCAUGAAGACGUGCCGGCCACGGAGCGAGGCAAAGUCGAGGACCAUGAAGACUGGUCUGGCAUGGAUGAAGACGGGUCUGGCAUGGAGCGAGGCAAAGUCGAGGACCAUGAAGACGGGUCUGGCAUGGAGUGGCGGCGGCUCCAACGAUUCACACGCUCCGAACUGUUCCACCCAGUCACCCAGUGGCAUUCCAAGAAGAGUCAGCAUGCCAGGAAGAGUCUGAGGAGCCAGAGGCAUUCCACGCAGAGUCGGCAUCACGGCGGUCCUGCCACUGCUGCGCGCGCCUCCAUCGGCGCUCCCAACGACUGA